This is a messenger RNA of Cylindrotheca closterium, 444 nucleotides long. The record is from the annotation of a GenBank genome assembly. NCBI's taxonomy places the organism in Eukaryota, Bacillariophyta, Bacillariophyceae, Bacillariales, Bacillariaceae.
AUGAACAACGUUUGCGACCACACUGUUGAAGCCCUCAUUGCCACCGAUUCCAAAGGCUGUCCAGUCUACUUGGACAUUUCCGGCGAGCCAAUCGCUCAAGGGCGCCAUCGCCUCCGCCAAAUUGCCAAUGGUUGGUGGUUCUACAAUCCUUCUGGCCAAGCUUCCAAUGGCCUUGCAACAAAGAUUGGUCGUGCCCUUCAGGAAGCUGGCGUUUUUCCGGACGGGCUGCCUUUGUUUUUGAGCCCGGUUAUGGUACGCCUCACAUUUGGAGUGAGGAACAUCAGCAAGGAUUUGGAUAAUAUGAUUAAAUUCAUUUUGGGCACACUCCAGUUUGCGACAAUCUUCGGAAACGACCGUAUUGUCUGCAAGAUUGUUGCUGAAAAGGUUUUGGCUACUGCUACUGGCUUUACUAAUAUUGAAGUUCUUGAAGUCUACUUCAUUUAA